Saccostrea echinata is the source of this 829-nucleotide messenger RNA. RefSeq names its product thyroid hormone-induced protein B-like. Gene Ontology annotation, cellular component: membrane. Bases 4 to 801 code for a protein of 265 amino acids. The record is from RefSeq and is a predicted model, not a curated record. Lineage: Eukaryota; Metazoa; Mollusca; Bivalvia; Ostreida; Ostreidae. The transcript has 6 exons.
UUUAUGUUUCUUUCUGCAUUUCCAAAUUCAGAGCAAUGUGAGAAUUUCAGGUAUACGAAGGAUGUUUUUGCUCCGAAUUCCAUACAGAUAAUUUCUAAUGUUUCGGCUUCUUCUCUGGAUUACGUGUACGCGAUAUGUACGGCGGAGUGUUUCGCGAACUGGGCGUGUAACGCUGUGGACGUGUGUGGGACGUUCUGUAGGCUGAUAAGGGGCUGGGAUUCCCUCUACUCGGAGGAAAAUUCUACAGACGUGUGCCAGCGAUACCAAAUUGAAUGCAGUCAGGGAGAAUAUUACGAUCGUUUGUCGAAAGCUUGCGUUGCGCAUGAAUUUUGCGACUUUGAGUCAGACCCAGGGACGGUUUGUUUUUUGGGUGAGGACAGCAGCGAUGAUGGUAAUUGGAUAAGAAAUUCUGGUACAACAAACACAGCUUCGACGGGUCCAAGUACAGCAAAGUUCGGUAGUUUUUAUAAGUACAUGGAUGCAGCUACGUUGAAGAGGAACGACGAAGUGACUUUAGUCAGCACCAGGACAUUUAUGGCAAAGUCGUACUGUCUGACGUUUUAUUACCACAUGUUUGGGACCCAGACAGGAACUUUGACCGUGCUAACACAGAACGGGACAUCAUCAGCAGAAACCAAGUGGACAGUGUCUGGAGAGAACCAGGAUGUUUGGAGAGAAGUGCCAGGAAUUGACCUCAAUCUGGAUUCUCAAACAAAAAUUCUUAUAACAGCUACCAGAGACAAUGGCGACUACGGGGAUAUCGCUGUAGACUUUGUUCAGCUGUGGCCGUACCCGUGUUGAACCACAGACUUCGUUAAGAGACGACACU